Molecule: messenger RNA, 1900 nt
Organism: Python bivittatus (Burmese python)
Lineage: Eukaryota; Metazoa; Chordata; Lepidosauria; Squamata; Pythonidae
Gene: GLT8D1
Product: glycosyltransferase 8 domain containing 1
Cellular component (GO): Golgi apparatus
Molecular function (GO): glycosyltransferase activity
Source: RefSeq, a predicted model, not a curated record
UUUACGUAUCGGUUUUUCCCCCCCGAUCAGGCACUACGAUAGGCACCUUUUAUUUUUCCAGCUGCUGUUGAGUUGGCAUUUCGCGCGUGGCCGCCAGACUCUGCGAAGGGAAGGGAGGAAUAGAAGGAUCUCUCUAUUCUGGGCCAGCAAACUUUUGAAGAGAUUUUGUUUUUCAUCCCCAAAGAAAAUGACAUUAAGAAAAGUAAACAUAUUCAUCCUCGUACUUGUUGUUGUUAUAUUUUUGUUAGUGCUGCAUCACAACUUUCUAGGUCUCAGUGAUCUCUUGAAAAAAGAAUUAUCAGAUUCAAAUCCAUUAGGAUUUCAGCCGAUAGAUUUUAUACCUGAAGCUCCUCAAAGAUUGACAGUGGACCAAAAUGAAAAUGAAAUUCCUGUGGUCAUUACAGCAUCUGAUGAAAGGCUUGGUGGUGUAAUUGCAGCUGUGAACAGUAUUCAGCAAAACACCAAAUCCAAUGUGGCAUUCCAUAUUGUCACUUUGAAUGACACUGUGGACCAUCUGAGAUCAUGGCUUAGUAAAACCAGUCUAAAAAAUGUUCAGUACCGAAUUUUGAAUUUUGAUCCUGGUAUGCUGGCUGGAAAAGUGCAGAUAGACUCAAAGAUGCCAGAUUCCAUAAAACCACUGACAUUUGCAAGAUUCUACCUACCUAAUUGGGUUCCCAAUGCAGAAAAGGCCAUUUAUUUGGAUGAUGAUGUGAUUGUGCAAGAUGAUAUCCUUGAACUUUACCACACUCCAUUGCAACCAGGCCACGCAGCUGCAUUCUCGGAUGAUUGUGACUCUACCUCAAAUAAGUUUUCUGUCCGUGGAGCAGGAAAUCAGUAUAAUUACAUGGGAUUUCUUGAUUAUAAAAAAGAAUUGGUUCGGAAGCUGUCCAUAAAAGCAAGCACCUGCUCCUUCAAUCCAGGUGUCUUUGUUGCAAAUCUAACAGAAUGGAAAAUACAAAAUGUUACUAAGCAACUGGAGAAAUGGAUGGCACUUAAUGUUGUAGAAGAGAUAUAUAGCAGGACUCUUGCUGGCAGUAUCACUACGCCUCCUCUACUAAUUGUAUUUUACAAGCGGCAUUCAAAGAUUGACCCUAUGUGGAAUGUUCGUCAUCUUGGUUCAAGUGCUGGCAAAAGAUACUCGCCACAGUUUGUGAAAGCUGCCAAAUUACUCCACUGGAAUGGACAUUUCAAACCCUGGGGGCGAACUGCAUCCUUUGCAGAUGUUUGGGAAAAAUGGUACAUUCCUGAUCCUAGUGGCAGAUUUAAUUUGAUUCGGAGGCAUAGUGAUGCAGCACAGUAAGGAGGACUCAAUACCUACAUACUUUUCUCAGGAAGCCUGUCAGAUCACAGAGUGAAAUCAGUAAUGGUAUGUCCAUUUAACCUACAUUGAAUUUGAGAAGGACUUGAAAUUGUAUGCCUGAAGAAGCAGUUUCGUGCCUUCAAGUACAAGAUGAGGAACAGCUUGGAUCAACUACGCAGCUGGACCAGAUGAAUUCUUCAGAAGUAAAUUUUUAUAAUGAAAUGUUACAAAAUUAGCUUCAUCUAGGAAUGUGACAUUCCUGGGUGUCUGCAACAUAUCUUGCACAGCUAUUUCUUUGUACCAAAAAAACAAAACAAAAACCUUCCUCCUCUUAGCAGUAACCUGUGAAUGUAAGUUUUCUGCUAGAACCUUUUCUCUUUAGUAUUUAGUCAAUUGUUUACACUUAUUUAAAUCUGUUGUAGAUUUAAUCUGUUUUUGUAAUUAUUUAGUAAAUGAUGGAAGAAACUGCCCAACAACACUAAAAUAGCCUGUUUAAAAUCAUGGAGAAAGACACUCAAACAAAGCUUGAUUUGUUUGUAUGUGAGUUCAGAUUAAUCUACAUUUGAUAACUGUAAUAAAAAGUAAUCUUGUCUUACAAUA